Nicotiana tabacum (common tobacco) is the source of this 935-nucleotide messenger RNA. The record is from RefSeq and is a predicted model, not a curated record. Lineage: Eukaryota; Viridiplantae; Streptophyta; Magnoliopsida; Solanales; Solanaceae.
GGCAUGAGCCAGCUGGAGUUGGAAGAUGCAGUCCACGAUGAUUUGAAACGUGCCACUGGAGAAUUUGUCAAGGAUGAGAAUGAUGCUAAUAGACUAAAUCGGGUUCUGCAACUCACGGGAUUUAGUGAUCCUGUUUAUGCUGAAGCAUACGUGACAGUUCAUCAUUAUGAUAUUGUCCUGGAUGUGACAGUUAUUAAUAGAACUAAAGAGACCCUCCAGAAUUUAUGUUUGGAAUUGGCAACAAUGGGUGAUCUCAAACUUGUUGAGCGUCCACAGAAUUAUACUCUUGCUCCUGAGUCAAGCAAACAGAUAAAAGCAAACAUCAAGGUGUCUUCAACUGAGACGGGCGUAAUUUUUGGGAACAUUGUUUAUGAGAGUUCUAAUGUGCUUGAGCGGACAGUGGUUGUGCUAAACGAUAUCCAUAUUGACAUCAUGGAUUACAUCUCUCCUGCAGUGUGCAGUGAUGCUGCUUUUAGAACAAUGUGGGCAGAAUUUGAGUGGGAAAACAAGGUUGCUGUCAACACUGUCAUUCAGGAGGAAAAAGAAUUCCUUGACCAUAUAAUCAAAUCAACCAACAUGAAAUGCCUUACUGCACUGUCUGCUUUGGAAGGGCAAUGCGGGUUCCUUGCUGCUAACUUGUAUGCAAGGAGUGUGUUUGGUGAGGAUGCUUUGGUGAAUGUAAGCAUUGAGAAACAAGCAGAUGCUAAGCUGAGUGGUUAUAUUAGGAUAAGGAGCAAAACGCAAGGAAUUGCACUUAGCUUGGGGGACAAGAUAACACUCAAGGCAGUUGAUCAGGUCAACCGGAAUUUAGUAUGACCUGGAUAUGCCGGUAUCUUAUAUUCCCCAUCUUUAAAGAGAUUUUACAACGUUAUUUGGUUUUACCUUAUGUUUUCCCGUGAUGGUUAAAUUAGGUGGCCCUUUUUAUGUAGUUUUUG